GCUGGUGAAUGCGUGGCAGUCAAGCACACUAGUGCCAAUCGGCGACCGCCGCUAAUCGCUGCGAGUUCACCGAGUUCACCGUCUGCCGCACUAGAAAACCUUAGAAUUUAUCACGAAAACAUGAUCGGGUAACUUUCAUAGGACGGGCGAGGAAGGAGCUCACUCUCGAAGCACCAACACUCGAUGACGUCAUUCCACUAGCGGCAACAUGGAGCCCAAAACGCGAUAGGACGCGGGCUCGAGAGACUCGAGUUAGGUCGCGCUCGCUUCGAGCUGUCCCUCGAGUUAACCUCAAACCGCUCGGCCGUUACUCGCGAAUACGCGAACCCUUCGAUCACCACCGGCUGACAACGACCGACUCUCCCGUGCACCGACACCGACACCGACACCGACACCGACACCGACACCGACACCGCACCGACACCUCUCCUUUCUUUUCUUUUCUCUCUUCUCUUUCCCUCCUCUUUUUCUUUUCCUCUCUUUCUCGCUUUCUCUCGAGGCUCCGCGCUGCGAAGCACACCACCGUCCGCGACUAGAAUUCACUUCGGUCCGCUCCUUUUUCCACGUGAUUUCCGAGAGGCCGCUAACAGAGGGCAGUCGCGUGCGCGCCCCCCACAACCGCGAUUCCUUCACUGCGGGAAACCAGAGAUUCGAAAUCGAAGCUGCGCGUCGCGCUACCUCCUUCGCUUUUCCAACAGAGGACGUUGUCAGGCGACCGGAUGGACCCGAUGGGUUGGUCGUGCCGCGUCGUCGUGAGUCGUCACCAAUCGUGUCGGGUCGUUUUUCCUCGCGUCCCGUCGUGUUGCGCCGCUUCGACAACGCCACCGUCGCCUACUUUUCCUAACCUCGCUUUCUAUCGUAUGCGGCGACUCAUUUCUUCUUCGCGCACACAGCACCAGUUUGUCCUACGAUACGCAAUUCUCGUAUCUUUUGAUAUCGUUCGAACACGAUUCUUCAGCUCGCAUUUGUGUUCGCAUUAGCGUUCGCGUUCACUCGUGCUUGUAUCGUAUCUUUUUCGAGAAACCUCGGAAUCUCUGUGAUCGCCGACCUAACAAAACGUUCGACACGACUGGCCCGUGCUGAUCGACUCGUUCGCCCACUUUGCUCUGUGAACGCGCGCGCGCGCGCGGCUACGCGAUCGCGCCACGACCAAAAUAAUCGCUUCCUCGAUCGACCGUCGACCACGACCUUGCGCCAUUCCGUCGCGCGGCGCGCCGCGUUCGGACUCGUCUCGUUCCCUCUGUCUUGCCGAAACCUACGACCAAUCACCUCUGGAGAUGCCGACAUCACCUUACGUCUCUCGAAUCAAUCAGAUUGAUGCGGUGCAGUUAGACGAAGAAAUCUACAAAGUGCUUAGGAAUCAAGCCAGGGAAAUCGGCAAGUAUCAACAGAUAGAGAAGAUCGAUCGAUGGCAGCCCGAGAUCGACGCGCUCCUCAAAUUUUUCAUAUGGAAUUUCUCGCUGCGCCACGGAAAAUCGACAUUUGGUCAACAACUGCUCAAUUUGCAUUACGAAAACAUUACAAGCGCAAAGUCCAUUCUCUACAUGCUUUCAACGAUCGGCCCGGCGUAUGUACGAGAUAAACUCGUCGAUAGUGGCGCGAAUCGUCGUUUCACCAUUUUACUCGAUCGUGUCGCGAACGUCUUGAAGCUCUGCGAGUUUAUAAACUUGUUGAUCUUUUUGCAUCGUGGGACACAGCCUCGUAUCGUCGAAUAUAUACUCGGAAUCGCGAGUUCUUCCACAACUGUUCACAAACCGAGAAACAUCGGCUACUCGUACAUGACCAGAGAACUGCUAUGGCACGGUUUGAUGGAAUUGUUUACUACCAGCUUGCCCAUGGUCAAUUUCCAUUACUUAAAGCACACGAUGAAGAAGCUAUUCACGCGGUCAAAGGCCGUCGACUUACAACGCAUAUUUCCGACCAUGAACUUGUCUACCAAGUGCGCCUAUUGCACCAAUACACCAAUUCUACCGGUACACGCGGGCUGUCAGCAUAUUUUUUGCUACUACUGUUUGAACGCUCACUUCACCGUGAUGGUCGAGUUUCAGUGUCCCGAGUGUAGCACGCGACUCUACGCUACUAGUAUGAGAACGUACGAAGCCAGUUCCUCGACCUCGAGCAAACGAGAAAUGUCGAGCACGGCAUUUUAA
This is a messenger RNA of Bombus pyrosoma, 2150 nucleotides long. It is a transcript of the gene Pex2, whose product is annotated as peroxisome biogenesis factor 2. Bases 1278 to 2150 code for a protein of 290 amino acids. Gene Ontology annotation, molecular function: zinc ion binding. The record is from RefSeq and is a predicted model, not a curated record. Gene Ontology annotation, cellular component: peroxisomal membrane. Gene Ontology annotation, biological process: protein import into peroxisome matrix. The transcript has a single exon. Lineage: Eukaryota; Metazoa; Arthropoda; Insecta; Hymenoptera; Apidae.